AUGGACGAAACUGAUUUAUUCUUCUUUAGUAUGAGCAAAGAAGUAAAGCUGUCAAAACUGGAACAAACAAAAAUAAAGUUAGUCUUGCACACCGCUAUUUCCCAAGCAGUAAUACGGCAAUUGGAACACAGACACAAGCUUUUAAGAACGCCUAUAAAAAUUCUCUCAACUCAGAGAUUCAUUCAAUCAACUCCACAACAUCAGUCCUCAACAUUCAUCCAAUCAAGUCCGCAACAUCAGUCCUCAACAUACAUCCAAUCAAGUCCGCAACAUCAGUCCUCAACAUACAUCCAAUCAAGUCCGCAACAUCAGUCCUCAACAUACAUCCAAUCAAGUCCGCAACAUACCGAGAUCAGUCCUCAACAUACAUCCAAUAAGACGCAACAUCAGUCCUCAACAUACAUCCAAUCAAGUCCGCAACAUCAGUCCUCAACAUACAUCCAAACUACUGCAGACGUUCAAUCACCAACAUACAACCAGUCAACUACACACGCUCAGUCACCCACAUAUAUCCAGUCAUCAUCAGAUGACUUGAAGGCAUACUAUGACAGUAUAAAUUUGGAUGAUGGUGAACUUGAAAAUGAUGGUUGA
Parnassius apollo (apollo) is the source of this 591-nucleotide messenger RNA. The record is from the annotation of a GenBank genome assembly. Lineage: Eukaryota; Metazoa; Arthropoda; Insecta; Lepidoptera; Papilionidae.